Messenger RNA from Dracunculus medinensis (Guinea worm), 3870 nucleotides. NCBI's taxonomy places the organism in Eukaryota, Metazoa, Nematoda, Chromadorea, Rhabditida, Dracunculidae. The record is from the annotation of a GenBank genome assembly.
AUGGCGAAGCCUUUGGAUCCUUUUUCGCAGCGCUGUGAAGCCAUUAAAGAUUUACUUGGAUUUUCUAUUUCAACCAGUGAUGGCGGUCGUCGAAUUUUAAAGAAUUCCAGAGCUGGAGCGAAUUCCAUUUCGAAAAACUGCGAUAAUAAGCCAUGUUAUCAAGGCAAGUGCGAGGGAGGGCGAUGUCGAUGUUUUGCUGGGUGGGGUGGACAACAGUGUGAUCACUGCUAUGGACGCAGUUUAUUGUCUGAUGAAUCGGAAAUAUUGACUGAUGGUCCAAAAAAUUAUAGUUCAUCAUCUCGAUGUAUGUGGAUGAUUAGUAAUGAUGUGUAUAACACUACAUUAUUGUUAAGGCUUGAUUCAUUCGUCACAGAAUGCAGUUGGGAUCAUGUUUAUGUUUAUGAUGGAAAUGGUGUUUAUGGUGAACAGCUUGCUGCUUUUAGCGGAAUGAUGUCGGGUAUUGAGUUGAUUGUGAAAUCAGGCAAAGCUGUUGUGUAUUUCUUCAGCGAUUUGGCUUUUAACAUGCCUGGAUUUAAUAUAAGUUUUUCUUAUGGGAGAUGUCCUGCAAACUGUUCGAAAAAUGGAAUCUGCUUGCAUGGUGUUUGCAAAUGUUUUGAUGGUUUCAUUGGUAUGACGUGUGAAAGGCGAAUUUGCGCCAAGAAAGAUGUUGGUUUGCCCAACUCUAAAGCUUGUACAUCGUCUGGGUAUUGCAAUGAAGCUCUUAAAUGUGUCUGUAAUCGUAGAUUUCAUGGUGAUAACUGCCAAGCCCCAACGACUUCGCCUGUUUUCGAUUUGGUGCUAACUCAUAAUGAAAUCGGAGGUAGAGCCUCAUAUACCUCUGUAUUAUUAAAUGAUAGUGUAAUUUUCGUUGUUGGUGGCACGCAUUUCUUAGGUUCAAAAUUUUCAUAUUUUCAAGUUAUUUAUGAUAUUUCAAAUUCAAUAUGGAAAAUUCCGGAUAUUUCCAGUUCUCCUGUUUCAAGAUACGACCAUUCACUUGUUCAAUACAAGAAUAAACUUUUUAUGUUCGGCGGUGUAAUAUAUGAUCGAAAUAUAACGAAUGAACUGUGGUCGUUUGAUUUAUUAAUUCAUACAUGGACACUUGAACAUUCUGGAAAUUCAAACCCUAAUGAAUUACCCUAUGCUGUCGCUGGUCAUAAAGCUUAUGUUAUUGGCGAUGAGAUGUUUGUGUUUUUUGGAUAUAACCCGUAUUAUGGAUAUGUUUAUAGAGUGCAAAAGUAUAAUCUAGGUACAAAGGUUUGGAGCAUUUCCGAUGACACGGGGCCUCACAUUCAAGGUCGUUUUGGUCAUAGUUUAAUAUCUUAUAUUCAAGACAAAAAAAAUAUAAUAUUAAUUUAUGGUGGUUAUGUGCCAUCAAAUGAAGGCGGUUAUUCAGGUGUCACCAAUAUGCUUAUUGAAUAUAAAUGUGGAAGUGAUCAGUGCUGGCAUCGGAUUCUUUCAUGGGGUAUUGCUCCUGUAUUUCGGCAUUCAGCUUCUUUGUUAAAUGGUAUGAUGAUUGUUAUCGGUGGUAAUGGGCACAAUGAGUCAACUUCAACAAGAACAAAUGAUUGUUAUUCAACAGAAGUUCAGGCUUAUGAUAUUGAGUGUGAUACAUGGUUCAGUCUAUCUGUCAAUUCAAAAUCAAAAAUUCUGGAGCGGUAUGGACACGAUUCAGUUGCAGCGAGGGAUAGCAUUUAUAUAUUUGGUGGAUUUAAUGGGACUAUGCUGAGUGAUAUAAUUAAAUUUACUCCUGCCAAAUGUAAAGAUCUCAAAAGACCCGAUGAUUGCCGUAAUAUGCACGAAGGAAUUAGAUGCGUUUAUAGUUCUGGUAGUUGUAAACCAAUGACGGCUGACACAGGUUAUACCCGACCGUCAUUUUUUUCGAAACAUGAAAUCUCAAAGGAAGAAUCUCAGCGAUGUCCUACAAAUUGGAAAAGGCCAAAUACUUACUGCGGCCAGGAAAAAAAUUGUCUUUCAUGUAUAUCGAGCGAAGGAUGUGGAUGGUGUGAUUUGAGCAGCGAGUGCAUUACUCUUGACAAUGAUAAUUUAUGUCGUGAUUUUUCGAUGCCUGUAUUAUCUUCAAAUAUUUGCCCCAAAAAUGGAAAUUUUCGGCCGUGUUCAUUCGCCCAUGAAUGUUUUUCGUGCAGACAAUUAAAUCAUUGCAUAUGGUAUCCUAUGAAAGAUGCAAAAUGGAAAUGUAUAGGCAUACAAGGAAAACGUAUUUAUAUUUAUUUAUUUAUCAAUGAUUCUCAAGGAAUCAGUUAUUUAGAAAUAGGUUUGGAAGAAAAUCAUGCCGAUGGAGAAAGGAUUGAAUCUUCUGCUCGAACUUUAUCAGUAUUAAACACUGUUAGAAAUGCUUCUUGUCCAAUGCCAUGUUCUAAUUAUGAUGGUUGUGACAAAUGCAUUAAAAAUCAGUGUAUGUGGUGUCCGACAACUCGAAGAUGUGUUCGUAUGGAUGCAUAUAUGAUUAGUUUUCCUUAUGGGCAAUGUCAGUCAUGGAUAACCGCAGCAAAUACUCUCAGUAAUCAACGUACCUGUCAACUUGAUCCUUCGGAUUGUUCAAAACAAAAAACUUGUGGUGAAUGUCAACGAGUUGGUCCGAAAUGCGGUUGGUGCGAUGAUGGCUCAGGAACAGGUUUAGGGAAUUGCAUUCCGGGGAAUUUGGACGCCCCACUCAAUAAAUCACUUUGCCCGACUAAUGGAAAAUCAAAAUGGUAUUUCACGACUUGCUCAGCUUGCCAGUGCAAUGGUCACAGUAAUUGUACUAUGAAAAAAAGAUUAGAGAACUGGAUUGAUGAACAUUCUUGUACAUCAUGCGCUCACAAUACAACUGGUGAACAUUGUCAGUAUUGUGCAGACGGAUUUUUUGGCGAUGCUCGAAAUGGUGGGAAAUGUGAAGAGUGUCGUUGUAAUGGCCAAGCAACGAACUGUCAUCGGGAAACAGGUGAUUGUUUCUGUACUACUAAAGGAGUGACGGGAAGAACUUGUAAUAAAUGUGACCAGAAAUACUUUGGUGAUCCUGAAAACAAUCAGCCUUGUUAUUAUGAACUUACUGUGGAUUUCAUUUUCACUUUCAAAUUGGAUCAAGAUGAUCCGAAAGAUAAAUAUGUCAAUCAAAUCAAUUUUUUUAGUAUUCCGCACAAGCGCGAUACAGACGUUCAGUUUAUGGUAGUCUGUGAAUCAUCUAAAAUGGAAAAAGCCCUAGUUUCUAUGAGUAUCAAUUCAUCUUUAUUCGAAGGUCAUCCGGGAAUGAGUAAGCCUUUAAUGGCACGAACAAUUUGCGAUGAAAACGGUAUUCGAAGGACAUAUAGUGCAAAUGCGGAACCCGGAUUUUUUUUUGGAACCGAUGCUAAUACUACAUUUUUGGUGACGAUUUACAAUUUUUCUACUCCUAUGAAGAUUCAAAUAUCAUUUUCCCAAUCACCCCCAAUUAAUUGGAUAUUAUUUUUUGUAAUUUUUGCUGCAUGCUUUGUGGUUCUUCUUGUAGUUGCGGGUCUUCUAUGGAUGAUUAAGCUUCGAAUUGAAGUAUUUCGAAGAAAUCAAAGGCGGUACGAUGAAAUUGAACAGAUGGCUUCACGUCCAUUUGCUUCAGUUCGACUAGAACUUACUUGUCCGCGCGCAAAUCUAAUGGCCACACCAAUUUCAAUUGAACCAUGCAGUAAUUAUCGUGUGGGUGUAUUUACAUUGGCUGUACGUUUACCAACGGGUGGGCGCCAAUUUACUCCUUACGGCACUUCUGGAUUGGCUCUUGCUUCUACAUUUUGUUAUUUAACCCAAGCUCAGCUUGGCGUUCUUCAAGCACCCGAAACCAGUGAUCGCCAACAAAAUCGAAAGGCAACUUUGAAACGAUAUAUACCAUUUAUUCGAUCUUAA